UUGCCACCUCACUCGAAAACUUCACAGCCGACAAGACUACGACGCCGCGUGCUCUUGUGCCCGCCCCUCCCGCUGUCGACGAGUCCUCAGCUCCAUAGCUGUUACCCUCCUCACCUGCACCUGCUUGCCACGUUCCCUCUCGUGGCAGCGGUGUCUUCCUAUUCACUCCAGACGCGUCGCUCCAGCCCGUUUAGUGUCUGCACCGCCUAAGAUCCAGCGACAAUAAUCCACCGAAAUGCUCCCGCAGCGGCAGAAAUCGGGCAAGCGCGCAGUGGCCAGCCACCGCCAAGCCAAGUUGAACGUGCGCAAUGCAGCGUUCAUCGCUCUAGGCCUCAUCUUCGUGCUGUACAUGUACUUCAACCUCCGCUUUUUCGCCACAUCCACAGUCUCCACCAAUUCCAUCACAGCGACCGGCAAGGGCUGGCGUUCCUUCGAUGGUGCGCCCAAUAAGCCCAAUGAGGCGGAUGGAGACAUGCUGGUGGACGCGUCCGCCACGCGCCAGGUCAAGCACCUGGUCUUCACGUCCACUUGUCGCGACCUCGACUUUAUCCACGCAGAGGUGCUCGCCUUCACACUGCGUCGCACAGGAUACGACGGCAACGUCACUCAUUUACUUUAUGGCUGCACGUCCGAGGAGGCCACAGAGCUCAUGCGCAAGAAAGACCCGCGUCAUAACGUACAGACCAGACAUUACCCGGACGUCUCGGCGGUGAAGACGACGUUCGGCGAGAAGAUCCUCACAACGACUUUGAACCCCGUGGUCUUGUCUAAAUGGCUGCUGGGGUCAGACGCUGGAGAGUUCAGUGACAAUCGCGCAGUGCCGUUUGAAGAGCGCUAUGCCCUGGCAUCCGACGACUUUGUCAUAGCCGUGGACAGCGACGCGAUCUUCACCAAGAAGCUGGACAUGUGGAACCUCAUGGCCGAAGCGAACGACGUUGUUGAUGCUCGCAUUUUCGGCCAGGACGCGUCUUGGUACUGGCCUAAACGAUUCCCAUUGACGGAUGAACAGCUACGCAGUAUCCUACCGACGAACUCUCGCGCUCUGCUUCUGGAUGACUGGCGUGAAUAUGCUGCCAUUGCUCCAUUUGUGGCAGAAGUGAGCGCGUGGCAGGAGAUUCUGCCUACUGCUGUGGAUUUGUGGGACAAACUGGCUCAUGAACAGCGUUACCUCGCUGUUCCUAUCGCUGCUGCCCACGAGAAGACUCUUAUCGGAGUGUCUGGUGUUCUCAGUGUACACCACUACCCUUCUCGCUACCAGAACUGGGACUUCGUGGACGAUAUCAAGCACAAUCCAUGCGAGACGCUGGCUGAAGGGAAGAACCUGGCACUGUCGUCCUAUCCGAUCUCCAUCCGUGCACUCAACUUCACUCUCCCUCAAUGGAUCGACGGCCGUGACUGGAGUUUCUUCGCUGACAAAGUCCCGUCGGAUUUCUUGUCGUGUGACGCCUGGAUGAUGCACCAACCGACCGGUUAUCUGUGGCAUCUUGCAACUCACACGAACGGAUACGAACGCGUGCCCAACAUUCUUCGUCGUCGUCACACCAUGAGUGUUUGUCUCGCUGUGGAGGCUUACAACAGCGCGUCUGAGAGUUACCGCUCGCAUGUUUGCCCCACUGGCUUCAACCACAAUCGUCGUAUCCCCAUGGAGUUCAAGAAGGAGGCAUGGAGCACUGCUGUGGCACUCGCAGAAGGCACUCAAAUGGAAGAGGAGCCGCCCGUUUACUUUGGCAACUACAAGAGGAAGAAAGCAGCAGAAAACGACCCCAAACCUGGGCAAGAAGGAAGCGAUGAACUGCAUUUUGUGUUCACGACUUCUUGUGAGCCGUACCAGGACUGGCAGAGUGAGGCUCUAGCACAGAGUUUCGUGCGAGUGGGUCAGCGUGGGGCUCUCACACGCAUCGUAAGUGGCUGCUCGGAUGACGCAGUGAAGGAGCUGCUUCGUCGUACGCAAAAGUCUGCUCCACAUCUGCGUAUUCACGUCACGCGCGACUUCCGUUCGCUUCCGAGUUUCAAGGAGGUGUCCGAUAGUGUUGAAAAGGCUUCGACACCAGACGACUACGCGCCGUACAACAAGCCGUUCGGCCUGCGGGACUGGCUGGAGUCCGCCAAUCCUCCAGUGCGCGAGGAGCUCAUCGUCGUGCUGGAUCCAGACUUCCUGUUCAUCCGGCCGUUUGCAGUCAACACUGGCGGUCGUGUGACGACAGCGAAAGGUGUGGACUCGGGCAACUACGAACAAGACGCAGAGGUGAUUGAAGGUAUGCGGCAGUACAAGCGCUUCUUCGUGUACGCUGGUUCUCGUGACGAUGUGAGCGACUCGGUGACGGACGGUGUGGCUGUAGCUCAGCGAUGGUCGCAGUAUCUGGGCACUGCGGCCUUUGAGAACAGCAGCUCAAUCUGUCCGGAGUGUGCGAAGGUGUCGAAGGCCGAUGCUACCGAGUAUUUUGCGGUUGGUCCUCCGUACGCUAUCACGCGCAAGGAUCUGACUCAGCUGAUGGACGACUACUGCAACAUGACGGUACUUAAGCGGGAGCAGAUGAACCGUGAGCACUGGAUGAGUGAAAUGCUGGGCUACUCGCUUGCUGCGGCGAAGCAUAAUGUGAAACACACGACAUUUGACAAUCUGGCGCUGGGCAACAAGGCAGAUGACUACACUGGUUUUGUCAAUAUUAUGAAGGGCAAUCCGUGUGAGGACCCAGUGACUCCGAUCAUCCCGGGUGAAGCCCCGCCGUUGUUGCAUGGCUGCCACUCGUACGAAGCUGAGGACGACCGUGGACUCAAGUGGAUGUUCUACAAGCAGCUGAUGCCCAACGACAUGUUCGCGUGCGACUCGUGGCUGCUGGCAUCACCACCCGCGAGCGUCUGGACGUUGGCCAAGCGCAGUCGCGACAAGCAGCUCAUGCUGGAAGCCUACGGAGUCUGCACAAGCAUCAAGGUGUUCAACCAGGCUUUGGUCGACUUUAAGACGAAGAUGUGCCCCGACGGCUUCAACCAGAACCGCAGACUACGAAUGGUAAAGGAUGUGCGUCAAGAUCUACUCAAGGUUGGCAACGUGCACAAGGCCUGGCAAGAUGCUGCCCAGGAGAACGCUCGUGAAGGCCCGUGAGCCGCCCGGUAGGUCGUAGAUACAUUUUAGUGUAGGUUGAAGACGCCUCUCAUACACUUUUCGUCAAAAUGGCGGUCUAUGUAGCCAUUUCGAUGGGAAGAGUCGUCGCAUUGUCGAGACCCCGAAACGUACUUAGUCGGUUUUUGACAUACAAACUCCAAGAUGUUUGACACGCAC
This is a messenger RNA of Phytophthora nicotianae INRA-310, 3280 nucleotides long. RefSeq lists its product as hypothetical. The coding region runs from base 236 to 3103 and encodes 955 amino acids. The record is from RefSeq and is a predicted model, not a curated record. The transcript has a single exon. Gene Ontology annotation, molecular function: glycosyltransferase activity. Lineage: Eukaryota; Oomycota; Peronosporomycetes; Peronosporales; Peronosporaceae.